This is a messenger RNA of Stegastes partitus (bicolor damselfish), 2928 nucleotides long. RefSeq names its product disintegrin and metalloproteinase domain-containing protein 10. Lineage: Eukaryota; Metazoa; Chordata; Actinopteri; Pomacentridae. Gene Ontology annotation, biological process: membrane protein ectodomain proteolysis; Notch signaling pathway. Gene Ontology annotation, cellular component: plasma membrane. Gene Ontology annotation, molecular function: metalloendopeptidase activity. Bases 17 to 2059 code for a protein of 680 amino acids. The record is from RefSeq and is a predicted model, not a curated record. The transcript is spliced from 15 exons.
CAGCACUGAGGACACUAUGGGGGUUCAACACUACUGGAUGCUGCUGCUGUGGGUCGACUGCCACGAGUGGAUCACAGGUGCUGUGAGCAGCAUCAGUCCAUAUAUUAAGUAUUAUGAAGGCCUCUCGUACGACAGGGAGGAUCUUCACAGGAAGCACUUGAGAGCAAAGAGAGCUGCACAAUCCCAGGAUUACACUCUGCAUUUGGACUUCACUGCAUUUCACAGAACUUUCCGCCUGCUUCUGAGACAAAAUACAGCAGAAUUCUCUGAAAAAUUCAGGGUGGUCAGUGAAAAUGGUUCCGUAUCGGCUGACCUCUCCCACAUAUACUCAGGAACUCUGCAGGGUGAACACGGUUCAUCCUGCCACGGCUCGGUGUUACAGGGUCAGUUUGAGGGAACCAUCCACACUGAGAAUGGGACGUUCCACGUAGAGCCGGCCUUCAGAUACACCAGCAGGCCGACAGAUCAUCACUCUAUAAUCUACCAUGAGGACGACAUGGUCCUGCCCAACAUGACGUCUGGCCCUGACGGGUUCUGCGGUGCAGAACAUCUGAACGUCCUCACCCAAAACCUCAGACUAAAUCAGGAGGCACCAGUGAGCCGCUCGAGGAGAACUUUGGAUGAGUCAAAGACCAGCUGCCUGCUGCACCUCCACGCUGACCACCUCUACUACAAGAGGUUCAAGUCUGUGGAAGCGGUUGUGGCUCAGGUUGCCGCCUACAUUCGGGCUGUGAACGACAUCUUCAACAAGGUGGACUUCGACGGAGUCAAGUUGAUCAACUUCAAAGUCAAAUCCCUCAGAGUGAUGACGGAGGAGGACCAGAACGAUCCUCUGAAUCCUCUGUUCAUCGGCCCGGAGAAGCUGCUCAGUCUGUUCUCGGAGAACAACUGGGGGAACUUCUGCCUGUCCUACCUGCUGACCAACCGGGACUACAGCGGCGUGCUGGGCCUCGCCUGGGAGGGCAAAGCCGGUAACUGGGGAGGAAUCUGCUCACAGCUCUCGGCGUUCCGUAACAGCCAGAAGUCCACCCUGAACACGGGUCUGGUCACAGUUCAGAACUAUGGACAGUUUCUGCCUCCUCGACACGUCCAGCUGACCUUCGCACAUGAGCUGGGCCACAGUCUGGGAUCUCCGCAUGACGAAGGCGCCAACUGCGGGAACCUCGGCUCCAGCGGCGGCAAAGGCAGGUACCUGAUGUUUCCUCACGCCACCGAUGAGGUGCGCGAAAACAACGAUAAAUUCUCGCCGUGCAGCAUCAAACACAUCAGCGAGAUCCUGAAGCUGAAGAAGGACGACUGCUUCGUGGUCAGCGAUCAGCCCAUCUGUGGAAACCAGAUUGUGGAGGAAGGUGAGGAGUGCGAUGUCGGUCACAGCGACAAAGACCCCUGCUGCUACAGCGCUAAAGAGCCUGUAGGAGUCCAGUGUCGCCUCAAGCCUGCUAAAGCCUGCAGUCCGAGUCAGGGCCUGUGCUGUGGUCAGGGCUGUGAGUUUAAGCCGGCCGGUCAGAUGUGUGACGAGGAGACGGACUGUCUGAAAGAAAGCGUGUGUUCAGGCCUCUCCCCGUUCUGCCCCGAGCCAAGCGCCAAGGAAAACCUCACCGUCUGCAGUCAGGGCACGCGUGUCUGCCUGAACGGGGUCUGUUCUGAGUCUGUGUGUCUGAAGCAUCACCUGCAGCAGUGCGACUGUCCAGGAGACUCCCUGAAGGAGAAAUGCCACAUGUGCUGCCAGCAGCCCGAUAAGCCUGAAACGUGUGCCAGCACCACCUCCUCCGUUCUGUCUCGUCACUUCUCCAGGAAAGCGUUGCCUCUGGUGGGCGGGGCUCCGUGCUACGGUAACCGUGGAUACUGUGACAAAUUCCACGUGUGUCGAAUCCUGGACGCCGACGGACCCAUCGCCAGGCUCAAGAACUCCUUUCUCAAUCUGGCCGACUUCGACGACGUGGCAGAGUGGAUGAAGGCCUAUUGGUGGGCGAUCCUGCUCGCCAUCCUGACCUUCUCCGGCGUGAUGGGCUGCACCGUCUGCCUCUGCGGCCGAACUCUAGACACCCGUGACCUCUGAGAAUCCACCACGAUGACGCACACAUUCCUGCUAUGUGGGAUUUUGUGAGUGUCAAGGCCACAUGGAGGAGAUUCUGCCAACUUUGUUCCACAUUUCAAACAGUUUGCAGGCGACCUGAGAAGACACUGAACACCUGCCCAGAGCUCCUCGCCAUGUUUUGCCAGCUGACACCGCUCUACGUCAUUGUGCAUCGUUACUUCUCCUCGUGCGCCGGCUACACUUCAUCGAGCGAUAAGAGUGUCCUGUGAUGUGUGUGUUGUGGAAAACGCUGCUGACCAACUGUGGUGGAUCAGAUCCAACGUCCGAGUGAAGCAGGACACCGACAGCAAUUUAAAACCUUGUGUCGCUGGAAUGAAGUGAGCGCUAAUUUCAGCCUCGAGGACCAUCCAGCUUUCCAUCUCAGUGAGACGAGUGCAAAUUAGGGAUCAGCUGGACCUGACCGGUGCAGACAGGGCUGUCGUUUGCAUGUUUACGAAGGGAGAAGUUAAUAAUAUGGCAUUAAAUGUGUUUGUAAAAACUGUUCAGGUGCAGGUACUGAAUGUAAAUACAAUCUGGAGGCACUUUCUUCCUUUUUAAUCUGUAUUCUGCAUCUUUUUUUAUGACACACCAGAGGAGAUACUGUACUUUUUACAAUAUUUUGCAAGUUGUAAGCCAGUUUACAGAUCAAAAUGAGCAUAAAAACAGAUGAUAAACCUAUAAAACACAAUGCACUGUAAAGGUUUCCUACUUUAUGAUUUUUAUUAAAUACUUCUAAGUACAAAAUGUGGUGAAUCUGAUGCUGGGAAAAGUUUAAACGUGCUUGAAAUCUCCAAAAAUAACAGUUUUAUUACAUGUACUGAAUGUAAAUACAAUCUGGAGGCACUUUCUUA